UUGGCAACAUUCUACAUUGAAAAGAUAAUAACAUAGGAUAGGUACUAAAUUGUUGUGUCCAUAUUAUUAUUUUAUAAGUUUUGUUUUGCACCACAAGAAAGUAUUCGUUUCCAUUUUAUCGUUUUUUUGAACUUUGAGUAUCAUGACAGACAUGAAAACCGCAGCAACAGUGCUGCAAGAAAUGAUGGUCAAGCUACACACCAUGCCGCAUUACGAAUGCAUAUCUCAAUCUGGACCACAACAUCAAGCAAUGUUCGAGUACCGUUGCAAAGCGCAGGGAAUCGAGGUGACGGCAACGGGUCGCUGCAAGAAAGAUGCCAAGCAGGAGGUGGCCAAGCUCAUGCUGCGGGAGCUCGCUGCUGCCGGCUACAACGUUCCGAUGCCAUAUCGUUUGGAUAACUACCAAGCAGCACAGAUUGGAAAAAACAUUCCUGGUGCAGGAGACAAUGUAGAGCCCGCCUCCAUGGGCUCUCGCAGCUACGUGGCGCUCCUGAAAGAGCUCUGUGCUGAGUAUCGACUGCCAUCUGUUGAAUAUGACCUGACGAGCGACACGGGCCCGGCGCACCAGCGCCACUUCACGAUGGUGGCGCGCGUGGGGCAACACUCGCGCUGCGCCACCUCCACCACCAAGAAGGCGGCCCGCCAGCUCGCCGCUGAGAAACUCUACUCCUAUCUGCGCGAGAACCUCUCCAUUACCAAGGACUUCGAUGAGGAGGACGCGCUGGCGCGCGCGCACGAGCGCGUCAUGGAGCGCUACCAGGAGGCGGCCGAGGACGCGGCGCGCCGCCCCGACCUAGGUCAGAGAAUCGCUGAUUACCACCUGGGCUUGCAAACGCAUCUCGGUCCGGAGGCGCUGAGCAGCGGGCGCGCGGCGCUGGCGGCGCGGGCGGGCGCGGAGCCGCAGAGCGCGCUGGCGGCGGCGGCGGCGGCGCUGGGGCUGGCGGUGCAGUACGCGGAGCUGCCGGCGCAGCGCGGGCCGCCCGUGGCCGUGGUGGCGCUGGAGCCCGCCGCGCCCGCCGUGCUGCUGGCCGGCGCCGACCGCGACGCGGCCGCGCGCGCCGCGCUGCGCUACCUGCAGCACGCGCUGUGACCGACCCGACGCUGUUUCGCUCAUUCAAUUAAUCAACCUGUGGUCCCCACGAUCAGAUGUGAUCUUCAAAACGACGCUGUAUUGUGAACGAGUGUUUGUAAGGAGAUUAUAAAUUAUUGAUAUGAUAUAACUUUUUAGAACUUUUUUUGCAUAGAUUAUGUAUUCGAAAUCAUUGCCAAAAAUCCAAGAGCGACACCUCAAAAAACUAGUCGUUUAAUAUCUUUGUUUAAAUUAUUAAUCCUUUCUUAAUCAAAUAUUCCUUGACGCACCAAUACAUAAACCGCCAUGCCCUAUAUCUAUAUAUAAGAACUCAAGCAGAUGUUUUGUCACUUAUUUUAAUGAUUUUCACUUGCUUUUAUUUGUUGCCAUAUUUAAGAUUUAAGUAAAACUGUUUACGAUGUAAAUACUAUAAUACGUUGGUUAGACAUUCAGACGGUAUAUUGCUUUCCAUCCUACCAUCAUUCAUUGGUUAUUUUCAGACGUUUCUGUCGUUUUUUGCAUUGCUUAUUGCCUGUAUAUGUAAUGUUAGCUCUAGUACAUAAUACAGUAGGUAUUUUCAUUUUAGCAGGCCGGCUAUAUUUCAUUUCCAAGGUUUUCCAGUGAACACGACGAUAUCCUCACCUGCAUCCCAAUGUACAUACCUAUAUGUAUACUUGAAUUUCAAUAAAUGCUAUUUUUAUAUUUA
This is a messenger RNA of Amyelois transitella, 1775 nucleotides long. RefSeq names its product RISC-loading complex subunit tarbp2 (gene R2D2). NCBI's taxonomy places the organism in Eukaryota, Metazoa, Arthropoda, Insecta, Lepidoptera, Pyralidae. The coding region runs from base 143 to 1090 and encodes 315 amino acids. The transcript is spliced from 6 exons. The record is from RefSeq and is a predicted model, not a curated record.